AUGGCUGAAUUUUGGAACACAAUGAACGUCAUGAUUGGAAAGGAGUGGAGGAGGGCUGAAAUAAAUAUGGAAGAAUGGGUGGAUAAUAUUAUAAAGAAGGAGAAUUACGUCAGCGAGGAUCAGCACAAAAUAACACCUUCAGGAAGAAUUCCUUCCUUUUGCAGUUCGAUGGUUACUGUCGAAAUUACCAGUGAAGAUAUUAAGGAGUUUUGGGACAGAAUCAAUCUGCCCAAAAUUACUUGUGUAUUUUCGAAUUUCGAAAGGACGUCGCAAAUACUGCGACUGAUGGACUCGAAUUACGUCGACCUGGUGGACAGGGAGCACAUGCAGAUGCUGCAGGAGCGGAUCAUGCAGGAUUACACCCAUAAAAUGAACUGUCGCAUCAAAAUGCGAGAGGGUAAAGAACUGGAAAGGGUUAAAACUUUGGUAUUGGAUGGAAAAAUACCCAUUAAUAAAGCUCCCACUGAGAUGUCCUCUCAUCCCAUAAUGUUUUUGGAAAGUUAUAUAGCCGUAAAGGAAAGAAAAAGACGAAAAAUCAGAACUUCAAAAAGUCCAAGCACAGCAAGGUCAGACCAACCCAUGACACCAGCUUCAGCACUGGCGACUGAAAAUAAAGAAAAACUAGAACUGAGGGACUCCACAGAGUCAAACGAAGACAUGCAUGUAAUUCCUGUCAUUAUUUCUGCUGAAUUUGAGAACUUCAAGAACGAUUCACCUGAAAUGAAGCAGCUUAGAUUGUGUGAGACUGUGAACGAGAUGUACCUGUUGGCAGACGAGAUAAUAGGUUCGAUAAAAGAAGUGGAAGUGUCAACAAAAUCGGCGGAGGAAUCUUCUUCGAAUUCCUAAAACCACCCCCGUCGUAAAUGAGACUUGUAGACUUAUUACAAUAAACCUUUUCG
Messenger RNA from Aethina tumida (small hive beetle), 899 nucleotides. RefSeq lists its product as uncharacterized. Bases 1 to 846 code for a protein of 281 amino acids. Lineage: Eukaryota; Metazoa; Arthropoda; Insecta; Coleoptera; Nitidulidae. The record is from RefSeq and is a predicted model, not a curated record. The transcript is spliced from 5 exons.